AUGAUUGCUAGUCCGUGCUUCCCCCCCUUUCCGCCUGUCGCCGCCAUGCAUAUCGCCUGGACUUCCGCCGCGAAAAGCGCAAAGAAGCGCAAGCGACUCGCCAAGGGCGGCGAUGCCGUUCUCCGCGCAUUCGGGGAUCCCGAAGACGUGGCAGCAGAACCUACAAUUGAUGACGCAGGAGAGUUUUCUGCUGCUCUUUCCACGUGGGAUGCUGCCAUUGGCUUGUCUGCUGUGCCACGUCAGCGCGCGGUGCUGUUCGAGCAGAAGGCGCAGGUGCUGAUGGAGAUGGGGCGGCUGUGGGAGGCCGUCCGAGCUGGCACAUGUGCCACAGAGAUCGCCCCGGACUGGCACGAUGCGUGGGUGACUCUAGCACGCGCCCAACUCAACUUGGGAGAGCCCCACCUUGCGCAAGCCUCCUUCUCCCGCGCACUCGUGCUGCAGCCUGGCAGCACCGAGACACAGCAGGAGCUCGGGGAAGCCUCGCGAUUGGCUGUCAGGCAGCGCCAGCUGGCAGCAGCGGCUGACGGGGGUGAUGAGAUGCUGACGCGUGGUGAAGAGAGGUUGGUCAGGGAGGGGCCUGAAGGGGUGGAGGGUAGGGACAGGGGGAAGGAGGUUGGUGAUGGGGAAGAGGGAGAGGGUGUGGUUGAGUGGAGUCAAGUGGUGGUGUUCAGAUUGCGUCAAGUGGAAUGGUUGAGAGAGAAAUCAUUCCAGUCCAAAAGUGGAUUGCUGGAUGGGGUGGAGUGGAGCCAUAGAGGGGAGGAGGGGUGGUGUGUUGGCUCUACAGUGUGGGGCGGAGUGGGGUGGAGUAGGCUAGAGUGGGGUGGAGUGGGGUGGAGUGGGGUGGAGUGCAACGAUCUGCUCAGCACUCACCGGUCAGGACCGUGA
Molecule: messenger RNA, 885 nt
Organism: Closterium sp. NIES-65
Lineage: Eukaryota; Viridiplantae; Streptophyta; Zygnematophyceae; Desmidiales; Closteriaceae
Source: the annotation of a GenBank genome assembly